This is a messenger RNA of Oncorhynchus masou masou (cherry salmon), 6524 nucleotides long. RefSeq names its product proto-oncogene DBL-like. Gene Ontology annotation, biological process: intracellular signal transduction; dendrite development. The record is from RefSeq and is a predicted model, not a curated record. NCBI's taxonomy places the organism in Eukaryota, Metazoa, Chordata, Actinopteri, Salmoniformes, Salmonidae. Gene Ontology annotation, molecular function: guanyl-nucleotide exchange factor activity; protein binding. Gene Ontology annotation, cellular component: cytoplasm.
GUUUAUUUUGACGAGGCAGACUGGAUUUCACUACGGGUUAGCGGCUGCAGUUUAGAACAAGGCACUCCCCCUCUGGACUCUGCAUGUGACUCAGGAUUCCCGAGCCAGCCCCAGGGAGCAUCCGAACUGGAUCCCUAGACCUCCAGGGACAAGUGGGCUGAAGCUUCCUCUCUACCUCCACCUGGAAGUGGAGUUGGACUGCGGAGAGGACCGUAGGAUAGUCGGGAGGAUGUGAGGCCUUGACAGCAGCCGUUAUCCACCACCAGGCCUACUGGGCCAGUCCAGCCCUGUGGGGGGGGCAAGGGAAUGGGCCCAGUUUCACUGCAGGUGGAGACUGAGCAGAAGCAGAAGCCAAAGAGAGAAAUGGAUUGCUACCAUAGCCUUCUGCAGGCUGGCUCUCAGCUGGAGAACACACUGCAGCAAGUGUCAGUCUCUAUGAGUAUGAAGGAGGUGGACGGCUACAUUGAGAAGCAGGUGGCCUACUUGUCAGGGGGGCGUGGUGAGGACUCUAGCGUGAUCGUGACCCUCCCAGAAUACUCGGCUUUCAGCGACAUUCCGGAGGAAUCUUUAGCCAAAGUCUUAACAUACCUCACCCUCAUACCUCGAGCAAGACAGCCAGGUGUAAAAUUCAUCAUCAUUUUAGACAGAAGACUGGAUACAUGGACCUCUAUCAAAACAGCACUUGCCCGAAUUGCGGCCUCCUUCCCUGGGAACCUCCACCUGGUGCUGGUGCUGAGACCCACCAGCUUCUUCCAGCGCACCGUCACAGACCUGGGCUUCCGUUUCAGCCAGGAGGACUUCAUGCUCAAGAUGCCAGUGGUGAUGCUGAGCUCUGUGACAGACCUACUGAGAUACGUUGAUGAGAACCAACUGACCUCUGAGUUUGGUGGAACCCUGAACUACUGCCACAGUGACUGGAUCGUUCUAAGAACAGCCAUAGAGAGCUUUGCGGUGACAGUUAAGGACAUAGCUCAGAUGCUGCAGGCAUUUGGCACAGAGCUGGCUGAGACCAAACUGCCAGCUGAGGGCACCGCCAUCAUGCGCCUCCUCUCAACCCACACUGACAAGUACAGGAAACUCAAGGAAGCGAUACGGUCAGUAUCAAAGGAGGGUCGUCACCUGCUGGCGAGCCUGGAGGCCUCGGGGAGAGAGGAGGAUUCACUUUGGGAUGUCAGGCUGGACUGGGAGACUGUGCAGAGGCUACUAGCUCAGCUGAGGGGCAUGGAGUCAGCCUUUGACGGCUUCUUUGAGAAGCAUCAUCUAAAACUGCAACAGUACUUACAGCUGCUCAGAUACGAACAUCGCUUCCAUGAGAUGGAGUUGUCUCUGGAGCAUCUGGCAUCCCAGGAGAGAGAGAUGUCGUCGUCAGGGGAGAAGCUGACUCAGACAGAGCAGACACUCAGAGACCUGGACAUCCUGGAGGCUCACGCACAGGAGGAGAUGGUCAGUGCCCAGAUCAUCAUCCUCCAUGGGCACCAGCUGGCAGCCAGUCACCACUAUGCCAUGGCCCUGAUCUUGCAGCGUGGCAACGAGCUACGUCACCGCUGUGACACGCUCAGUAAUGCUCUGAGGGUGAAACGCGCACACCUCUCCCGGGCCCACCGGCUGCUGCUACGCCUCGGCCAGGCCCAGAGUUGGUGUGACGAUGGGGCCUACCUGUUGGCUCAGCAGCUGGUGGAUAAGUUCCAGUCUAAGGAGGGGGCCCAGGCUGCUCUGAAGGACAUAGACAGAUUCCUGGAGGGGGCUCCGUCUCUCCUCAGCUCAGGACCUGACCUCUUGGCUGUGGAUUUUGAGUCUGUCCUCACCCCAGAGAUACAGGUCCAGAUAGGGGAAAUAUUUGAGAAGCACACGGUGGUGCAGGAGAUGAUCCACAACAGGCAGGUCUGUCUGAGGAAGCUGGCUGAUAAACACGUCCGUCCCAUCCAACUCGUGGCCCCCAGGGCAGAGAGCCCGCCCCGCUCCAAGUCCCCACUCUUUUCCCCCAAACAUGGUGUCGACGGUUUGAAGUUCUCCUUCGAUCUGUCACUCCCUGGGAAGAGGACGUCCCGGAAAAGCCCCGCCUCCAGAAAGAUUGAGGUGAUGCAUGACUACCAGGAGAAUAGGAGCUCCAUGCUCUCCAGCCUGGAAGGAGAGGACAGCCCAGACCUUCUCAAACGUCACGUGAUGAGGGAGCUGAUUGAGACAGAGAGGGUCUAUGUGGAGGAGCUGCUGUCAGUGCUGCUGGGUUACAGGGGAGAGAUGGAGAACCCGGCCCUCGCGGGGCUCUUGCCCCCCAUCCUGCGCAGUAAGAGGAACGUCCUGUUUGGCAACAUGCCUGAGAUCUACAACUUUCACAGCAGGGUUUUCCUCCAUGACCUGGAGGGCUGCCUAGAGACCCCAGAGGGAGUAGGGGCCUGUUUUCUGGAGCGGAAGGAAAAUUUCAAGGUGUACGAGUGCUACUGUCAGAAUAAGCCUCGCUCAGAGUCACUAUGGAGGCAGUACUCGGACUGUGACUUUUUUCAGGAGUGUCAGAAGAAGCUGGAGCACAAAUUGGGUCUGGACUCUUACCUGCUGAAACCAGUACAACGCCUCACCAAGUACCAGCUACUACUGAAGGAGCUACUGAAGUACAGUGCAGGAGGCUGUGAGGGGACCUCCGAACUACAGGCGGCACUAGCAGCCAUGCUCCACCUCCUCAAGUCAGUCAAUGACUCCAUGCAUCAGAUAGCCAUCACAGGCUACCAGGGAGAGUUGUGUGACCUGGGCCGGGUGCUGAUGCAGGGCUCCUUCAGUGUGUGGAUCAGCCAUAAGAAAGGCCCCACCCGUAUGAAGGAGCUGGCCCGCUUCAAGCCCACGCAGAGACACCUGUUCCUGUAUGAGAGAGCCCUGCUUUUCUGCAAGUGCAGGGAGGAGCAUGGAGAGGGAGCAGACAAGACCCCCUCCUACAGCUUCAAGCACUGUCUCAAGAUGAGUGCGGUGGGGAUUACAGAGAACGUCAAGGGAGAUGUGAAGAAGUUUGAGAUCUGGUACAGUGGCAGGGAGGAGGUGUACGCCGUUCAGGCUCCCACAGUGGAGGUUAAGACAGCUUGGCUCGGGGAGCUGCGGAGGAUCCUCACCAACCAGCAGAAACUCCUCAAAGAUGAGCGUUGUGUCGACAUCCAGAUGCCAGACCACAUCCGACGUUCUCCGCCCAUGUCUGAGAGCAAACAGCAGAGGGCGUCGUUCAGCUCAGAGGACACGUCAGGGAGGAGCAGUCCAGACCCACAGUCCCUCUCCCCAAAUCACCAGCGCAACCGACACAGCAGGCCCGGCACGCCUCACACAAUGGACAUCUGUCUGGGUCUGGAGGAGUGGGGUGGAGGUCAGGACCCCUCUCACCAGUCAGACACAGAGGAGGAGGACACUGCUCAGCUGGCUCCAGGCAGAUAUAAGGCCUCGGCUGAAUGUCCACGCGACGGCCCAGAUGACCUCGCCAUCGAGAGCGGUGACGUCAUCCAGCUGCAGCACGAGGACAGCGAAGGCCACUGGCUGGUGAAGAACCUGAGUCGCAGACAGAAGAGCCUCAUCCCACUCCCCAACCUGCACGUUGUUCUGAGACACAGCAGACGAGGAGAUCCAGGGAAUCUGAAGGCCAGAAAGCUCAGCUCCCCUUAGAGAACAAAUGCUGCCUUCAAGUGCUUGUGGGAACUGGGAAACUUUACAGUAUGAAGUAACUCUGGAACAAUUCUUCAACCAAUGGCAAGCUAGAUGAUCUAUGUAAUCAUCCAGUUAGCUACCGUGAGUAAAGUUGACAAUAUUGUAAAACUAGGUACAUUGAUACAUUUGACAAUGUCAAAAAUGUAUUCGCUUUAACAUCUUUUGGUUAAAAAGGUGAAAUGUCAGUGAUGAAAAGUCACAACUUGGAAACUCUAGUAUCAAACCCUAUCUCUGACUUUCCCACUUGGAAUUCCGACUUGGGAGGGUCAUUCAAGUGGUAAUUUCCCACUACAGAGGAGCAUUUGAAGGCAGCAAUAGAACAGCUUUUGUGGGACCUUUGCACAGAUUCACAGUCUGACCAGACAGACUGUUAUACAUUUGACACUGUGAGGUCAUGACUGAUAAAAUAUCUUAAAAUCUGCUUUCUCAAAGUGCUCUGAUUGGCCAUGAUGAGAGACAACUAUCCAAUUGAAGAAGGACACAGGAGCUUACAUUUUGGAUUAUUGAUUAACAUUUCUCUGGGCCAAUAACAUGAAGACCUGCUUUUGCCCACCCAUGAUGGACAGUGGACAAACUUAAUGAUUGUUACCUUAACUUUGGACAGCACAGGGCUCCACCAGCACACAUGCACAAGGUUGUAAGGAAGGACAAGGGACAUGUGAAAAGAUUUGGCACUUAAAGUUAAUUCGUUCACUUUCUCUUUUUCGAACCAGCCAAUGGCCUUUUCUGUUGGGUUGCUGUAGCUGGAUUGGGACUGUUAUACAUCCAUGGACUCUACCUCUCGACUGAGGGAUUCUUAACCAUUAUUGCUAUUCAGUGGGAAUGCAGUUGGUGGGUGUUUGUGUGUGUGUGAGUGAGUGUUUUUAUGGAUCAUUACAAUCCAGGUUUUGCCUGAAAAUAAAAUAUACUUUUUUUUUUACAUUUUUGAUGUGUAUACUUAAAUGUUGACCUGUUUGGUUCCAUGUUCAUUUAUUCUACAUGCUCAUGUUGUUUAGGAAACCAUGCUGUCUUGUUCCUUAAGGCACCCUUCUCUUACGCUCUCCAAGAGUUGAAAUGCCAGAAUGUGCCCGUGCCAUAAUGCCUUUUUAUUCCUGCUAUUUUGGAAUCGGUCUCCUCUUCAAUAAAUGUUUGCUCAGCAAUAACAAAACAGUCUUGCUUCUACCUCACCUCAGACCUAUACACAACUGGCACUUUAUUGGGGUGGAAGGUCUACAAGAGAAAAUGCAUGCUGAAAGAAAACCGGACGCUUUAAUAUAUUUUCAAAGGCGCUAUAGAAAUUGAGCUUGGUGAACGCAAUACCUGCUUCAUAUUUUCCUGCUUCAUACCCAUGAUUCAUUUCCCAUGUUAUUUCCUGAACUCAUUGUUUGUCAGUGGGGAUGAGAUAGCUGUUGAGAUCAUGGUGAUUGAUAUAAGUGUAUUAAUCAGGUCUUUGGAGGUAUGGGGAGGAGCUGCUACCAGCAUGGAUCCAGCAAACAGAGACUGCUGUAAUUCUUCCCAGGUUUUCAUGCUCUCGGUCUCCCUCAGCCCUCUUUGAGAGAGUUCCUCUCCUCCUCCAUCACCUCACACUUAGUCUUAGGUUUCCCAUUAAACAGGAUCGUACAGCAAACAUGAAAUAUACCCACUGUGUCGAACGCUUAAUUAAAUAUUGAUUGCGGACUUAUAAGAAUUUACCACGUGAAGUCGGAGGCCUGCCUUUGAUGUGCUGCGUUUUGAUGUGGAAAUUAGCUUGGAAAGCAGCACGUUUCUUGGGUUGUUUGUUUAAGUUCCGUCGCUGUGUGAGGCAGCUAUGCAUCACCGUGAAAUGAUGCUUAUAAACACUGAGAGUCCUGUUUGUCUACCAUGCGUUGCGUCAAGGGGGUUCUUUCAUCUUAAUAUGGCAAAAUGUAACUUUUUCUUUUGAGCUACUUCGGUUUAAAAUGCAACACAUUUGGCACUGAACUGUGAUGUAAAAAAAUAUAUACACUGAACAAAAAUAUAAACGCAACAUGUAAAUUGUUGGUUUCAUGAGCUGAAAUAAAAGAUCCCAGAAAUGUUCCAUAAGCACAAAUUUGUUUACAUCCCUGUUAUUGAGCAUUUCUCAUUUGAAAAGAUAAUCAGGGGUGGCUUAUUAAGGUGAUUAAACAGCAUGUUCAUUACACAGGUGCACCUUGUGCUGGGGACAAUUAAAGGCCACUCUAAAAUGUGCAGUUUUGUCACACAACACAAUUCCACAGAUGUCUCAAGUUUUGAGGGAGCAUGCAAUUGGCAUGCUGAGUGCAGGAAUGUCCACCAGAACUGUUGCCAGAGAAUUGAAUGUUAAUUUCUCUACCAUAAGCCGCCGCCUACGUUGGAGAAUUUGUCAGUACGUCCAACUGGCCUCUCGAUCACGUGAAUUGGGACUUGUGGGAGAGCUGUUUGCUGAUGUCAAUGUUAUGAACAGAGUGCCACAUGGGCAGCAUAACCUACGGACCACAAACACAAUUGCAUUGUAUCGAUGGCAAUUUGAAUGCCCAGAAAUACCGCAAUGAGAUCCUGAGGCCCAUGCAUAUCUGUAUUCCCAGUCAUGUGAAAUCCAUUGAUUAGGCCCUAAUAAAUAUAUUAAAAUUGACAGAUUUCCUUACAUGAACUGUAACUCAGUAAAACCUUGAAAUUGUUGCGUGCUGAAUGUAUUUUUGUUCGGUAUAUGCUUGAAAAUGCUGUGUGUCUUUGACGAGCGCUGUAAGCUUCUUGCUGAAUGUCUCUCAAUAGAGAAAUUGCAUGGCAAACUGAAUAUUGACUGAACACGGCAGGUUUCAGGUUAUUGUUUUAGUCAUUGUUAUUGUUUGGCUGCAUUUUAGUGUAUAGACCAAAUAAAGUAUUUAUUAAAAUCA